CAACAUUAUUAUUGAACGGGAAGGUUGUGUCGCAUUCUCGUUUGGUUAAUGCGGGCAAUAAAAAGCGGCUAAAGUGAAUAAAACUUAAAAGUAACAUUUGCCGUGCAUAGCUUUUUAAAUUUAACUGCAAGCUAUAAUUAAUACUAUUUAAAUAUUUAAACGCUCCGGUUAAUGGAUGUGCCGCGCGCGUAUAACCUGCUAUCCAAUGUGACAAAGACCAAAACGAAUAAUCACGACUGCCGUUAAAUAAUUGUGCAUUAUUUAUACUCAAGUGCAUUAACUUGGCUGCCAUAGACAGUCAGUCAGAGAAGAAUACAUACAGACAAACAUAUCAACUGUAAACAAAGCGCAGGCCAAGACGCCCACGCUUUGUUUAUUGGAAGAGUGUAAGGCCCAGAGCCAGUUUACAGGAGCGACAUCGAGGCAAAAGGCAGUUCGCAGGAUGCUGCGUUUCACGCUACUUGGUCUGGCUGCGCUGCUCUGCGUCGUUGCUACGACACGCGCCGAGGUCUACACGGCGCUGGCGGAGAUGGAGGAACUGCUCGAGACUGAAUCCGUAUUAAUAAGCAAUCUGGAGAAAUAUAUACGCGCCCAGGAGGACAAGCUAAGCUACCUUAAGAACAAAAUGGACGAAUACCAAAGAGAGCACUCGGAUGCAGCUGGGGAUAUAACCGCCUACGUAUCGAACCCAAUUAAUGCGUAUCUGCUGACCAAGCGCCUGACCACAGAUUGGCGGCAAGUGGAGAAUCUAAUGGAGCACGAUGUGGGCUCGGAGUUUAUACAGAAUCUGACGCAAUACCGCAGCGUGCUCAAGUUUCCAUCGGACGAGGAUCUCAAUGGCGCGGCUGUGGCGCUGCUGCGUCUACAGGACACUUACCAGCUGGAUACGUCGAGUGUGGCACGUGGCAAGCUCAAUGGCAUACAGUACAGCACGGCCAUGAGUUCGGAUGACUGCUUCGAGCUGGGGCGGCAGUCGUAUGUGAAUCGGGACUACUACCAUACGGUGCUCUGGAUGAACGAGGCCAUGAGUCGCAUGCAGGAGGAGCCGCACAAUCAGACGAACAGUUUUACACGCGCCGAGGUGCUCGAGUAUUUGGCAUUCUCCACCUACAAACAAGGCAACGUGGAGAGCGCACUGACCAUGACCAACGAACUGCUGCAACUGCUGCCAAACCACGAGCGUGCAAAUGGCAACAAGAAAUUCUAUGAAAAGGAAAUUGCACAGCUCCAAGAGCUGCGCAAAAUGAAGGGCGACGACGGCAGCGAUGCAAUGCCCGUAUCCGACUUGCCUGUGACCAAGAGCGAUCCCAGCGUCUUCGACUUGACCGAGCGCAAGGCUUAUGAAAUGCUGUGCCGCGGUGAGCUGAAGCCCUCGGCGGCGGAGCUGCGUCCGCUGCGCUGUCGCUAUGUGACCAACAAUGUGCCGUUUUUGCGCCUGGGGCCGCUUAAGCUGGAGGAGGCCUUCAUGGAUCCCUACAUUGUCAUCUACCACGACGCGCUAUACGACAGCGAAAUCGAAGUGCUCAAGCGCAUGGCGCGUCCGCGCUUCCGCCGCGCCACAGUCCAGAACUCCAUAACAGGAGCGCUCGAGACUGCCAACUAUCGCAUCAGCAAGUCGGGCUGGCUGAAGACGCAUGAGCACAGUGUCAUUGGCACAGUGGUGCAGCGCACUCAAGACAUGACUGGACUGGACAUGGAGUCGGCCGAGGAGCUCCAGGUGGUCAACUACGGCAUAGGCGGGCACUAUGAGCCGCACUUUGAUUUCGCCAGACGUGAGGAGAAACGCGCCUUUGAGGGUCUCAAUCUGGGCAAUCGCAUAGCCACUGUGCUCUUCUAUAUGAGUGACGUGCAACAGGGUGGCGCCACAGUCUUCACUUCGCUGCGUACAGCGCUGUGGCCCAAAAAGGGCACGGCUGCCUUUUGGAUGAACUUGCACCGCUCGGGCGAAGGAGAUGUGCGCACACGUCAUGCGGCAUGCCCCGUGCUCACAGGCAGCAAAUGGGUCUCCAAUAAGUGGAUACAUGAGCGCGGCCAGGAGUUUCGUCGUCCCUGCGCGCUGGCUGCAGAUCAUGGUGACUUUGCCAUUUAGUGCGAGUGUGCAACAGCCUGUGGAAACUACUUAUCAUAGUUGGAAUCUGUGCUUACUUCGUUUACUUAUCUACUACGUCUAUAAACUUGGCCAGCCGAACAAACUUCUAUUGUACAUAGACGCAAAUGAACUGGACAUAUUCAACUCUGCUACCAAACUCAUAUGAUUAGUUAUUUUAUGUUAGGUCUGCCUAUUGAAUUUAAUACUUUUUUGUAUACUCUUAGUUUUAAAUAGAGCAAAAAUCGAAUGAUUGCAAUGCAUUUUGCAAUAAUAAAUAAGCGCGCUUAAGUGUUUGCCGAAGUGCGUGAUG
Messenger RNA from Drosophila busckii, 2399 nucleotides. RefSeq names its product prolyl 4-hydroxylase subunit alpha-1 (gene PH4alphaEFB). Gene Ontology annotation, cellular component: endoplasmic reticulum. Gene Ontology annotation, biological process: peptidyl-proline hydroxylation to 4-hydroxy-L-proline. The record is from RefSeq and is a predicted model, not a curated record. The transcript has 10 exons. Bases 443 to 2089 code for a protein of 548 amino acids. NCBI's taxonomy places the organism in Eukaryota, Metazoa, Arthropoda, Insecta, Diptera, Drosophilidae. Gene Ontology annotation, molecular function: procollagen-proline 4-dioxygenase activity; iron ion binding; protein binding.